This is a messenger RNA of Culex quinquefasciatus (southern house mosquito), 2470 nucleotides long. RefSeq names its product splicing factor U2AF 50 kDa subunit (gene U2af50). Lineage: Eukaryota; Metazoa; Arthropoda; Insecta; Diptera; Culicidae. The transcript is spliced from 6 exons. Gene Ontology annotation, molecular function: poly-pyrimidine tract binding; pre-mRNA 3'-splice site binding. The record is from RefSeq and is a predicted model, not a curated record. Gene Ontology annotation, cellular component: commitment complex; nuclear speck; U2-type prespliceosome. Gene Ontology annotation, biological process: mRNA processing. The coding region runs from base 203 to 1561 and encodes 452 amino acids.
CAACUGUCACAAAACUUUUCUCGAUCCUUCAUUUUGGGGCGCAUCGCGGCAUCAUCCUUCGAGAGAAAAAGUGCUUCCCGGGGAAAAAAAAUCGCAUUUCCCGAACAAAUAAAGUGAAUUAAACCGUCGAAAACAGUUCAGCUUUGUUGCGCUGCAGACGAGCUACCUCGCGAGGUACGAGUAGUGUGAGUUCGGAGCCGAAAUGGGUUUUCCUUCCGGCGGUGCUUUAGAUCGGGACAAUCGCGGGGGCGGCGGUGGCGGAGGAGGAGGCGGUGGUCGAAGACAUCGUUCGCGGUCCAGAUCACGGGAUCGUCGUAGGAGUCGCAGCCGUGGUGGGGGCGGUGGUGGAGGAGGAGGGGGCGGAGAUCGGGGCGAUCGGAGGCGGUCCCGGUCGCGGUCACCGUACCGAAAGGGCCGUUCUCGCCGCAGGAAGCCGUCGCUGUACUGGGAUGUUCCGCCGCCAGGGUUCGAGCACAUUACGCCCCUGCAGUACAAGGCCAUGCAGGCCGCCGGACAGAUUCCGGCCAACAUCGUGGCGGACACUCCGCAAGCGGCGGUCCCGGUUGUGGGGUCGACCAUCACGCGCCAGGCGCGCCGACUGUACGUGGGCAACAUUCCGUUCGGCGUGACGGAGGAGGAAAUGAUGGAGUUCUUCAACCAGCAGAUGCACCUUUCCGGGUUGGCUCAGGCCGCCGGCAAUCCGGUGCUGGCCUGUCAGAUCAACCUGGACAAGAACUUUGCCUUCCUGGAGUUCCGCUCGAUUGACGAAACCACCCAGGCGAUGGCCUUCGACGGGAUCAAUUUUAAGGGGCAGAGUUUGAAGAUACGCCGACCGCACGAUUACCAGCCGAUGCCGGGCAUGACCGAUUCGGCGGUUGCGCCAGUUCAAGAGAAAUUCAGCGGCGUCAUCAGCACGGUGGUGCCGGAUUCGCCCCACAAGAUCUUCAUCGGUGGCCUGCCCAACUAUCUGAACGAGGACCAGGUCAAGGAACUGCUGCUGUCGUUCGGCCAGCUGAAGGCGUUCAAUCUGGUCAAGGAUGCCGCCACCGGGCUUAGCAAGGGUUACGCCUUCGCCGAGUACGUCGAGUACAGUAUCACUGAUCAGGCAAUUGCUGGCCUCAACGGUAUGCAGCUCGGCGACAAGAAGCUAAUUGUACAACGGGCCAGCGUGGGAGCGAAGAACGCCAACGUGGCCGCCGUGGCGCCGGUGCAGAUUCAGGUACCUGGCCUGUCGCUGGUCGGCUCUUCCGGUCCCCCCACCGAGGUGCUCUGCCUGCUUAACAUGGUCACGCCCGACGAGCUCAAGGACGAGGAAGAGUACGAGGACAUCCUGGAGGACAUCAAGGAGGAGUGCAACAAGUACGGCGUCGUGCGCAGCGUCGAGAUCCCCCGCCCCAUCGAGGGCGUCGACGUGCCCGGCUGCGGCAAGGUCUUUGUCGAGUUCAACUCGAUCGUGGACUGCCAGAAGGCCCAGCAGGCGCUUACGGGUCGCAAGUUCAGCGACCGCGUCGUCGUUACCUCAUACUUUGACCCGGAUAAGUAUCAUCGGCGCGAGUUUUAGACACAAUGAGCUGCGGUGUGAAGUAAUUUAAUUUUAAGGGUCCUCCCCGUUUGCGAGAGGAGCGGGGAGACAAACAAACAACAAAACAUUAUUGCACUUGUAGACAAAAAAAAGAGCAUCAAGACGAUCAACAGAGUGAAAAAAAACGAAGUAAACAGCGUGUGUAAUAUAAAUUCAGUGGAGGGCUCAUUAAUUCCAAAUCAUACACUCUUGAGAAAGACGCCACACAAUGCGCGAGCGCGCGCAAACUUCGUGGGUUCGUUCGGAUGGUAAAUGAUGAAAAACGAAGCGGCUUAUUAUUCUCGUCAAUCUUGAAAGUUUUAUUACAAAAGUUUUGCGGCAAGCUUAAGUUUGCCUGCAAUCAUCACUUUAUUAUUAUUAAUAAUGUUUCCCAUAAGCAGCAGCAGUCAGCACACACACACAUAAACGCACAACCAUAACGUGACGCAAACAAAAAAAAAACUUAUUUCGGUGAGGAAUUAAGAUAUACCAUCCGCGCGCAAUAAACAGCCAAAUGCAGAAACAUUGUGAACCGAAUUAAAAUAGAGACGCAAUUUGCCCGCGCGCCCUCCCAGCAUGAGUCCAAUCGUUGCUCACACACGACCGACGAGACUCUUCAUGAAUGGAAACUUUUUCAAUUAAACAGUCACAUCUUUCUGCCUCCGCGCGGCCCCACGUUUGGGCCAGGAUGCGCUGAGCCGAGCAUCCAAUCAUAAAGACUCCACACGCAGUGAUGGGCAAACAAGUGUUUGACAGGUUUGCGCGGGAAUAAUUCACACUGACUGGGUUGUAGUAGCGUUAAAUUUAAGUUAAUUAACGCACUGUGGCGGCAAUGGUAAUUUCGUGGCAGGAUGUGUGUGUACUGGACCAGUUUAAUAAAGAAAAAAAAAAUGCACUCUCUACUGUAAA